Puntigrus tetrazona (Sumatra barb) is the source of this 2907-nucleotide messenger RNA. It is a transcript of the gene impdh1a, whose product is annotated as IMP (inosine 5'-monophosphate) dehydrogenase 1a. Gene Ontology annotation, cellular component: cytoplasm. The record is from RefSeq and is a predicted model, not a curated record. Gene Ontology annotation, biological process: GTP biosynthetic process. Gene Ontology annotation, molecular function: IMP dehydrogenase activity. The transcript is spliced from 16 exons. The coding region runs from base 65 to 2044 and encodes 659 amino acids. NCBI's taxonomy places the organism in Eukaryota, Metazoa, Chordata, Actinopteri, Cypriniformes, Cyprinidae.
UUGGAAGGGUCGGUCAGGCUCAAACAGAGCCACGGUGGAGGACGACCCGCUGGAUUUCGCUGAUAUGGAUGGGCAUGGGUAUGACCGCUAUGCGGAUGUGGACAGAGACAGCUACCAAAUUGAUUACCGGCGUAUCGUGGGAGACAUGGAGCCGGCCAGGCCUCGGAUGUCUUUACGAGACUCGGAUCAUCACUUUCAUGGCCCGUUUACCCAUAAUACACUACACGGGCAUGGGCACGGGCACGAGACGGCUGCCCAGCGUUACAGUGCUACCCGAAUACAGGCGGGAUAUGAACCAGAAAGCAUGGCGGAUUACCUUAUCAGUGGUGGAACUGGGUACGUUCCAGAGGAUGGACUCACUGCCCAGCAGCUCUUUGCCAUCGGCGAUGGUCUCACAUACAAUGAUUUCCUCAUACUGCCUGGCUUUAUUGACUUCACAUCUGAUGAAGUGGAUUUGACAUCUGCCCUGACCCGCAAGAUAACCCUGAAGACUCCACUCAUUUCCUCUCCCAUGGACACAGUCACAGAGUCCUCCAUGGCCAUCGCUAUGGCUCUCAUGGGUGGAAUAGGAAUUAUUCAUCACAACUGCACACCUGAGUUCCAGGCCAAUGAGGUCCGGAAAGUCAAGAAAUUUGAGCAGGGCUUCAUUACAGACCCUGUAGUGAUGAGUCCGCGGCACACGGUUGGCGAUGUGUUCGAAGCAAAGGUACGCCACGGUUUCUCUGGCAUCCCAGUUACAGAAACUGGCAAGAUGGGCAGCAAGCUGGUGGGCAUCGUUACGUCACGAGACAUUGACUUCCUGUCAGAGAAAGACUACGACAGGCCACUGGAGGAGGCAAUGACAAAACGAGAGGAUUUAGUGGUUGCUCCAGCAGGUGUAACAUUAAAAGAGGCAAACGACAUCUUACAACGCAGUAAAAAAGGUAAACUGCCUAUAGUGAACGACAGUGAUGAGCUUGUAGCUAUAAUAGCUCGAACUGAUUUGAAGAAGAACAGAGACUAUCCUUUAGCCUCCAAAGACUCUCGCAAACAGCUGCUGUGUGGCGCUGCCAUUGGCACCCGAGAGGACGACAAGUACCGGCUAGACCUGCUCAUGCAGGCCGGGGUGGACGUGAUAGUUCUGGACUCCUCUCAGGGAAACUCAGUGUUUCAGAUCAGUAUGAUCAACUACAUUAAACAGAAAUACCCAGAACUACAAGUGGUGGGAGGAAACGUGGUGACUGCUGCUCAAGCAAAGAAUCUUAUAGAUGCCGGUGUUGACGCUUUAAGAGUGGGCAUGGGCUGUGGAUCAAUCUGCAUCACACAGGAAGUGAUGGCGUGUGGGAGACCGCAGGGCACGUCUGUGUAUAAAGUGGCUGAAUACGCCCGGCGUUUUGGGGUCCCGGUCAUUGCAGACGGUGGCAUCCAGACUGUCGGGCAUGUUGUCAAAGCCCUUGCGCUGGGAGCUUCCACAGUGAUGAUGGGGUCGUUGUUAGCGGCAACCACAGAAGCGCCCGGUGAGUAUUUUUUCUCCGAUGGCGUACGACUGAAGAAGUACCGCGGCAUGGGCUCUUUGGACGCCAUGGAGAAAAAUAACAGCAGUCAGAAACGUUAUUUUAGUGAAGGUGAUAAAGUGAAAGUGGCUCAGGGAGUCUCUGGCUCAGUUCAGGAUAAAGGCUCGAUACACAAAUUUGUACCGUACCUCAUCGCCGGAAUUCAACAUGGCUGCCAGGAUAUUGGCGCAAAGAGCUUGUCCAUUUUGCGAUCAAUGAUGUACUCUGGAGAGCUGAAGUUUGAGAAGAGGACCAUGUCUGCUCAGGUUGAGGGCGGAGUUCACGGACUGCAUUCUUCCUCUCAGAGACCCUCAGUCCAUCCUUUCUUACGUUGUCAUGGAAAAGUAGAGUUUACAUGUGAAAAUGUCUUCUCUUCCUUUCUCUUAUGCUGUCAACAUAGAUAUUCUUUUGUGCCAUUUACGAGAAGCGGUUAUAUUGAGCCAGGCAGCAGGGGGCAUCCGAGAGCUGGACCGAAUGUCCCCUCACCAGCCGUCACUAAACACAGCAGCUGAAAGUGAUUUAUGCUGUCCUCGACCCUUUAUCAUUCUUCCUGGUGGCUCUUGACUUUAGAUAAACAUUAAAGUGAAAUAAAUUGAUUGUAAUAAAAGCCAGCAACAGUACUGAAUGUACUAUGGACUUUCUUGGUUCGAUUUUUUUCUUAUUAUGUUCGGGCUUCCCUGUAAGAAAUUAGACUUGGCACUAGAGAUAUUGUUUUCAAAAUCCUAUGAAUGUACAGCAUCUUCUGAAAUAUCAGGAUGCUUACUUGUGCUUAUGUAAAGAAAGAGUAUGAACAUUUAUGAUCUAUGUGGGUUUUUCCAGACUGUCUUGCUGGUUCACUGUAAUUCAUAUUGUCUGUUAUUUUAAUAGUAACAAUAUUUUUGUGACCAUCGUGGUUUAAGACAAAAUCAUACCACAUUGCCAUUAGAGUGUUAUGAGUUCAGUUUUAAUGUAAUAAGAAAUGCAUUUGUUUUCUGUAUUUUUGCUCUAGGACAGUUUUGCAGACUGCUUGUCACGAUGCUUUUCAGAUUAUUUCAGAUAGAAUUAUGCCAUUUUAUGGACCAGAUUAUGAGUAUCAGCCUUAAAAUCAGGUAUUCUGUACUGUUACUCGCCUUACACUAGUCAAUAAUGUACACCGACAUUAGAGACGCUCAUUUCAAGUUUAUUUAACAGUUUCACACACUUGCAUCAUUUAACUUAGAAGCAUUUACAUAUAUAAACAUUUUACAGUAUGAAAAAGGUCUGAAUUGAAGGACAGUCAAAAGCAUUUGCUGUAAAAGUGACACUUUCAACUUUGGGCACCGUUUGAUAGUUUGUGUUGUCAUUCUGAAUAUUAUACAGUUUAUAGAAUAAAGAAUUUUAUAGAUUGUGUUUCUUA